GUAGCGGAGCCUCGUGUUGGUUGGGUCUGCUCCCUGCCUCUACCCGGACUCAGUAACACAACUCCCACAACAAUUUCUGUCGCUUUUUUACGCAUUGUAUGGAGCGUCCAUCAUAUUCUUAACCCAUUUACGGAACCGGAACCGGGAUGGCAGCCGGAUUCGGUCCGGUAUGAGGGUGGGAAUGAAUCGGCUCAAGGAUAAAUGGUUAUAAACAAUUAUUUAUAUUCAAUGCUAGCUUUUGAUUGUGACUGACUCGCCGAGAGAGGGAGAGAGAGGUGGGGUGGGGGGGUAUAUCAUGGCCGCUCAGGUCGCCAGCGCCGCCACUCUUAACACUAGCCCGCCUUCCGAACUUAAAAAGCCGGAUCGAGACCCCAAGGAGGAUUCGGUACCGGGGGAGAAGCAGUCAGACAAAAAGCAGCCGGGCUUGGGCAGCGGAUCGCCGGGCCGGGGGGAUCUGCAGGACGGGGCCGACGGUGGAAAUGCAGGGGGAGGAGGGGAACCUGAGAUGAAGAACGGGAAUGGGAACCCGCCCAGGGCUAACAAUAAUAACCAGAAUGACUCUGUCGGACCGGAGGGAAAUAACCAUCCCGGUUUGGUGCAUCAUCACGGCACCGCGUUUCCUCCUCCUUCGUACGGAUAUAGUCAGCACUACGGUCGGGCCCCUUUUCAUCAACAUGGCGGACAACAAAGCCCUGGCAUGGCAGCUGCUGCGGGUCCGGUCGUUCAGUCGAGCAACAUGAUGGAGCCGUAUCAACCUAAUUCACACGAGCAUGGCUUUUCAAACCACCAGUUUAACAAUUAUAACCAGUUUCCGAACAGAACUCCCUAUCCGGGCCAAGCGUACGGUAUGAACUCCCCUCGCAGUACCCAGGCGCCGACAGCUGGGGGGCAGCCAGCUAACGUUAAGCAGCAGCCACCCGCGGGAGGACCAACACCAACACCAACACCAACAGCAAUGGCUGGAACUUACAGUAAUCAGAGAUAUAACAUUGGGAACCCUCAACCGACAUCGACACCGACACUCAACAAGCUCCUGACCUCCCCCAGCUCUACGCGGGGUUAUCCAAACUACCCGUCUAACGACUACAGCAGCCAGGAGGGAGCUACUAAGGGACCAGCAGACAUGGCCAGCAGCGGGCUGUACGGAGGGAGCAACCCGGCCUGGCAACAAAGAAGCCUUCACCCGUCGCCUAUGAGCCCGGGAAGUGCAGGGCAGCCGCUCGCUAGAAGCCAGCCACCUGGUCCUAUUGACCCAAUGGGGAAAAUGAGAGGUCAACCAUAUGGAGCAGGCAGUCCAUACAGUCAGCAGUCACAGCAAGGGCCUCCCACAGGUCCACAACAGGGGCCAGGUUACCCUGGUCAGGGUUAUGGCCCUCCAGGUCCUCAAAGAUUUCCAGUGGGAAUGCAAGGACGUUCACCUGGAGCCAUGGGUAGUGUGCCGUAUGGUCCUCAGAUGGGAUCUUAUGGACAGCAGGGACCAGGAGGCUAUGGCUCUCAGGGCCAGGCUCCGUAUUACAACCAGCCCGGCCAGGCUCCUCACCCGAGCCAGCAGCAGACUCCUUACUCCCAGACCCCACCAGGACAACCGGGGGGCCAGGCGCCUUACCCAGGGCAAACCCACCCUGCACCGACUUCUGCUUCACACACCCAGGGAGGACAACCUUAUCAGCAGCCCCCACAAUCCCAGGGGCCGCUGCCAGGCCCGUCCCAAGGGCCUACACAGUCUCAGCCACCUUAUUCCCAAUCCUCAGCCCCACAAUCUGGCCAGUCUCUCUACGCCCAGCAGCAGGGUCCUCCCAGUCAGGCCCCGCAGCAGCCAAGUUCCCAGGAACCCCCAGGAUCACAGGGCCAGUCCAACUACCCAGGGUCCACACAGGGGCCUCAGCAGCCCCCCUCGCAGCAGCCGCAGCCGCAGCCACAGCCCCAGACCCAGCCCCAGCCCCAGACCCAGCCCCAGACCCAGACCCAGCCCCAGACCCAGCCCCAGACCCAGACCCAGCCCCAGCCUCAGCCUCCACAGCAGCCACCAGGACACAGCCAACACCCACAGGGCCAGCCUGCAGCGUACUCGCAGAACCCUCAGCAGCAGCAGCAGCAGCAGCAGCAGCAGCAGCAGCAGCAGCAACAACAACAACAACAGCAGCAGCAGCAGCAGCAGCAGCAGCAGCAACAACAACAACAACAACAGCAGCAGCAGCAGCAGCAGCAACAACAACAACAACAACAACAACAGCAGCAGCAGCAGCAGCAGCAACAACAACAACAACAGCAGCAGCAGCAACAACAACAACAACAGCAGCAGCAGCAGCAGCAGCAAGCACAACAGUCACCUUAUCAGCGGUUUCCUCCUCCACCACAGCAGGAGGUAUCGCAGGACUCAUUUCAGUCCAACGCCCCUCCAUCCACUCAGCCUAAAUCUGGCCCAGAGGACAGUCAAGGCCGCCCCUCCAGCCUUCCGGACCUGUCGGGGUCCAUCGAUGACCUGCCUACAGGUGCAGAGAGCGCCCUGAGCCCCGGUGUGAGCACGUCAGGUGUGUCGAGCAGCCAGGGCGAGCAGAGUAACCAGGCUCAGUCGCCCUUCUCUCCUCAUACGUCUCCCCACCUGCCAGGCAUCCGAGGGCCUUCACCUUCACCAGCUGGCUCCCCUGCCGGUGCCAGCACGCCCCGCACAGGACCGCUGUCACCCGCCAACAUGCCAGGGACCCAGAUGCCUCCCAGGCCAUCGAGUGUGCAUUCAGAUGGGAGUCUACAUCCUGCAAUGAGCCAGUCUCCCAUGGCGCAGGACAGAGGGUUUAUGCAGAGAAACCCUCAGAUGCCCCCUUAUGGCUCCCCCCAGUCAGCCUCUGCACUGUCCCCGCGACAGUCCUCAGGGGGACAGAUGCAUCCUGGGAUAGGCCCAUAUCAGCAGAACAACUCCAUGGGUGGUUAUGGACAGCAGGGGGGACAAUAUGGCCCACAAGGUUAUCCACGGCAACCUGGCUAUGGAAACAUGCCCAACGCAAACUACACUGGUCCGGGCAUGGGCCCAAUGAAUGCCAUGGCAGGACAGGGUGGGGGACCGCCGUAUGCCGGCAUGCCCCCCGGAAGGAUGCCUCCUCAUCAAAUGGGGCCACGUCCCUAUGGCCCAAACAUGGGUCCAAACAUGGGUCCAAACAUGGGUCCAAACAUGGCCCCCAACAUGGCCCCCAACAUGGCACCCAACAUGGCACCCAACAUGGCCCCCAACAUGGGUCCCAACAUGGGUCCCAACAUGGGUCCUAACAUGGGUCCUAACAUGGGCAACAUGCCCCCCCAGGUAGGCUCAGGCAUGUGCCCUCCUCCAGGCAUGAACAGAAAGCCCCAGGACCCCUCUGCCAUGCAGCAUCCUGCCACCAACUCCAUGCACAACAGGAUGCCUGGAUACGCCAACAUGUCUCCAGGAAUGAUGGGCUCCGGCCCACCCUAUGGCCCUCCUAUGAACAACAUGCCUGGAAUGAUGAACCCUCAAGGUGGAUCACCUUAUCCCAUGGGGCCGAACAUGGCCAAUAACUCAAGUGGUAUGGCCCCCAGUCCAGAAAUGAACAAUAAGAUGAAUAAUAAAGUAGAUGGGGGUGCAACACCCAAGCCGGAGCCCAAAUCCAAGAAGUCCAACUCUUCGACCACUACCAAUGAGAAGAUAACCCGUCUGUAUGAGUUAGGACCGGAGCCGGAGAGAAAGAUCUGGGUGGACCGAUAUUUGGCUUUUGUGGAAGAAAAAGCCAUGCCGAUGACCAACCUGCCCGCUGUGGGCCGCAAACCCCUUGAUCUCUUCCGACUGUAUAUGUCAGUCAAAGAGAUCGGAAGCAUGGCACAGGUGAGUAAGAAUAAGAAAUGGCGCGAUCUGGCCACAUCCCUGAAUGUGGGUACAUCCAGCAGUGCUGCCAGUUCUUUGAAGAAACAGUACGUCCAGUGUCUGUACGCCUUUGAGUGCAAAAUUGAGCGAGGCGAGGACCCUCCUCCUGAGAUUGUGACAGACAACAAAAAGAACCAAGCUGCUAAGGUCCAGCCACCCUCUCCAGCGUCCCUCUGCUCCACAGCUGGGUCAGGCUCUCUGCAGGGUCCACAGACACCCCAGUCCACCAGCAGCUCCAUGGCUGAGGGGGGGGACCUUAAACCUCCCACCCCAGCCUCCACUCCUCACACCCAGAUGCCCCCAAUGACACCCGGGUCCAGGAGCAGCGUUAACCUGCAGGACCCCUUCUCUGAAGGAAGCGACCCUGCUUUCCCCAGGAAAAACCUGACGCCCAACUCUGCCUAUCAGUCCGGCAUGAACCCGGCGGACGUUCAGGGGCGCAUGGGCUCCUUCGAACCCAACAAGGACCCCUUUGGUAACAUGCGCAAAGUCGGGGAACACUUCCUACCAGCUAACCCAGGCCCUAACAGCGGGGUGGGUGACCAUCAGCAGCAGCAACCGCCACAACCACAGCAGCAGCAACAUCAGCCUCCAUUCAACAGAGGACCGCCUGGGGCCAUAGGCACGAUGCCCAUGGGGCCCAGACAGCAGUAUCCCUAUGGACCAGGCUACGACAGGAGAUCGGAGCCGGGAAUGGGCCCAGAGGGCAACAUGGGAUCCGGGGCUCCUCAGCCAAACCCUAUGAUGCCUGCCAAUGCCGACGCAGGGAUGUAUUCGCCAAAUCGCUUCCCACCACAGCAGCCACGGCAUGAUUCCUAUGGUAAUCAGUAUCCUGGACAGGGAACGCCCCCUGGAGGCUCCUACCAAAAUCAGCCGCCUGGAAUGUACCCACAACAACAGGGUUACAAGCGUCCUGUGGAAGGGGGUUAUCCUCCAUCAAAACGUCAUGAGGCGGAGUACAGUGGGCCCUUCCAUGGCGGACAACAACCUCCGCAACAGCAGCAGCAGCCAGGAGGGGCCCCUGCACCCUCUUCAGGACAGCAAGAGUCGUACAAUCAGUACAGCGGCAGCGGGCCCUACCCCGGCCCUGAUCGGCGUCCACCUGGCCCAGGCAAUCAGUUCCCAUUCCCAUUUGGCCGUGAACGUAUGCCGGGUUCGACGGGGCCCAACGCUCAGCCCAACAUGCCCCCUCAGAUGAUGCAGCCAGGUCCCGAGGGUCCUCAGGGAGGUAUGUGGCAGGGGCCGCGAGACAUGAACUAUCAGAACUACCCCGGUCGGCAGGGCGGCCCACCCCAGGGACCCGGUUACCCUGGCAUGAACCGCUCGGAGGAGAUGAUGUCGUCAGAGCAGCGCAUGAAUCACGAUGGCCAGUGGGGGAGUCAGAUGGGCCCUCGGCAGCCUUCUUAUGGUCCAGCCGGGCCCGGCCAGCCAAUGCCUCGCCCGGUACAGUCCACCUACCAGUCCCUUCAGGGGGUGCAGAACCACAUUCCACAGGUGUCCAGCCCCGCCUCCAUGCCCCGCCCCAUGGAUAGCAGGACAUCACCGAGUAAAUCUCCCUACAUGCACGGAGUCAUGAAGAUGCAGAAGGCCGGCCCUCCAGUGCCUGCGUCUCACAUAGUGCCCCCUCCGGUGCAGUCGCCCCUAAUAAGGCGAGACAUGCCUUUUCCCCCGGGCUCUAUAGAAGCCUCCCAUCCUAUCCUGAAACCACGGCGAAGACUCACCGUAAAAGAUAUUGGAACCCCGGAGGCCUGGAGAGUCAUGAUGUCUCUAAAGUCUGGUUUGUUGGCUGAAAGUACAUGGGCCUUAGACACCAUCAACAUCCUCCUGUAUGAUGACAACAGUAUUUCCACCUUUGAGCUCAAUACGUUACCCGGCCUACUGGAGUUGGUGGUUGAGUAUUUCAGACGCUGCCUCAUCGAAGUCUUUGGCAUUCUGCGGGAGUACGAGGUGGGAGACCCUGGCCAGAGGACACUACUUGAUCCUGAUGCCUUGAAACAAGACUGGGACAAAGAAGGAGAGGAGCUUCAAGCUGAGGAUAUGGAACAAGAGGACGGAGACGAGGACGAAGAUGAAGAGGAAGAACAAGAAACAGAGGCUCCAGUGCGUGUGAAAGAAGAGGAAGAGCAGUGCUCUGAGUCUCAGGCUCAAGGGGAGAAGACAGAAGAUGAGGACAGGAAGAACAAGGGUUCCUCCUCUGACCAGACGGGCUCAUCGCAGUCCUUAGCUGCCCAUGAAAGACCCCAACAGGCCAGCAAGUUUGACAAGUUCCCUCUAAAGGUGAUACGAAAGAAGGACCCAUAUCCAGCUAAUAAUAAUCACGGCAAAAUGCAAGAGUUUGACAGCGGGUUAAUUCAUUGGAGUGCUGGCGGGGGAGACUCAACAGAGCACAUCCAGACUCACUUUGAGCCACGCAAAGACUUCUUGGAACCACGACAACGAAUAUGUGUGCCCUCAAAGUUGCUGAAGCAACGCGUCCCAGAAGUGCACCUGGAAAAUAGUUUGCUAACUGAUGAAGAGGAAAGGAAGAAUCAGGAGGAAGAAGAAAGGUCAAAAGAGACUUCUUCCUCUGAGAAAGCUGCGGAGGCAGAGAAGACCAGCCCCUCUCUGGACAAUGAGGAGGAGAGGAAAAACGAUUCUGAGACAAAAACAGUGGAGAAAGUUGAUCACCAGGAGAAUAAUCGACCCAUUCCUUCCCUUGACAUUCUCUUCACCCCGAGGGCAAAGCAGACUGGCAUCAUCCUGGAAGAUGAGCCUCACAGUAAAGACGAGGGGCCGCUCAUCGCACUGGCUAACUGGCAGGACUCUUUAGCCCGCCGCUGCAUUUGUAUCUCCAACAUUGUCCGGAGCCUGUCCUUUGUGCCAGGCAACGACCACGAGAUGUCCAAACAUCCUGGGCUGCUGCUGCUGCUGGGCCGCCUGAUCCUGCUCCAUCACAGGCACCCUGAGCGCAAACAAGCACCGCUCACCUACGAGAAAGAUGAGGAUUCAGAAGAGGGCAUGGGCCAAAGGGAUGAAUGGUGGUGGGACUGCUUGGAGCUCCUGAGGGAGAACACACUGGUCACUUUGGCAAACAUCUCAGGCCAACUAGACCUCUCAAUCUACCCCGAGAGCAUCUGCCUGCCUCUGUUGGAUGGUCUUCUCCACUGGGCUGUUUGCCCAUCGGCAGAGGCCCAGGACCCCUUCCCCUCCCUGGGCCCCCACAGUGCUUUGUCACCUCAGAGACUGGUGCUGGAAACACUUAGCAAACUAAGCAUCCAAGACAACAAUGUGGACCUCAUCCUGGCCACUCCGCCAUUCAGUCGGUUGGAGAAGCUAUACGGGAACCUGGUGCGGCUAAUCGGAGACAGGAAGGUUGCCGUCUGCAGGGAGAUGGCCGUGGUCCUACUGGCCAACCUAGCCCAGGGUGAUACCGUCGCAGCUCGAGCAAUCGCGGUGCAGAAAGGCAGCGUGGGGAACUUGCUGGGCUUCUUGGAGGACAGUCUGGCCGCCACGCAGCUCCAGCAGAGCCAGAGCUCUCUGCUACACCUACAGGGAAUGCACUUCGAGCCCACAAGUCCAGACAUGAUGCGGCGGGCUGCCCGGGCGCUGCACGCCUUAGCCAAGGUGGAGGAUAACCACUCAGAGUUCACACUACAAGAGUCCCGACUCCUCGACCUUUCAGUGUCUCCCCUUAUGAACUCACUGGUUUCUCAUGUUAUCUGUGAUGUACUCUUUUUGGUGGGCCAGUCAUGACAGCUGUAGGGAGCCUUGGCUCCACAUUUUGGGGGGUUUUAUCCCCAAUCCCCUCUUCCCUGGAAACCUGGCUUGUGUGUGUUAACAGGGCAAGGAAAGUUCAAGUGACUGUCUUUAAUUUAUGAAAUCCUUCAGACUCCAUUCUCUGAGCCCUCCGCAGGCCGUCCUUGCUCGAGGAGGGCUAUCACAGAGCUGUGUGGGAUUACAAAACCGGAGAGAUGCCCACAAAGUGACACUACUUGCAACAGGAAUGCCAACUGGAUGACAUGGAGCAGAGCACAGCGGUUGGGAGACUGUUCUGCACUUGGGGGGAAAAGUACUUUUUAAUAAAGAUGAAUAAAUAAAUAAAUAGCUGAAAAACAAAAACUGUAACCAAAGUUGCUGUCUCGUUUACAGUGAGUUUGGGAGACACAGCGUGCCCUAGCUCUCCCCUCGAGGGCACAAUGAGUCUGUAACUGGUUGACUUUCAGAGGUGAAACAGACUGACAAGUGGCCUACUGGUUAUAGUUGCUGUAGUUGGAUUUUCACCAGUCAGCCCGACAGUAGACUAAGUGCUGUCAAUAGACACCUUCACCGGGGAGGCCUGUGCAGUGUGCAGUAGAUUGUAGGACAUUUUCUGUACCGUACUGCUCUUGAGUGUAAGCAUUCUGUAUCACACGUUUCACAAAGAAGCAGAAGAUGCAGCUCUUCUAGAGUUUUUGAGGUCAUUUUUAGUUUGGUGUUAAACAGAAAAUGGCUUUCUUCCCCAAAGUAUCAAGAACCUACAACACCCUUACCUCCUCUUAUCCCUUGAUUGUAUGAAUACCCUUAUGAAAAGAAAUCACCUCUUAGGACUGGUUUUCAACUUCAAAUACAGCUUUGCUGUGGUGUAUAUAUAAUGUUGUACAUUACACUUCCUUUCUCUGUGUCUGUCUCUGUCUGUGUCACUAUUCUCACACUUGUUAUUGGUGAGGGAUUGAGGCUGACAUGUGAGUGUGGUCUGUGAUCUCCAGUCCCCACCGAUUAGACCCACACCUCCGGUCUCUCCACAGCUCCGUAGUAUGGCAGACACGGCUAAAACUUGUUAUCUCCUGGUACAACAAAAAUAAACUAGAUGAAGUACACAUUUGACAAUUUUUCUUCAGUCAUGGAUUCUGCAUAUUUGUAUUUCAGACUAUGUAGCUAAGACAACAUGUAAAUUCCUCCCUUUCCCUUUUUUGGCUCAAUGAAUAUCAUUUAUUCAGUAUGAAAUCUUAUACUAUAUGUUCCACGUGGUAAGAAUAAAUGUACAUUAAAUCUU
This is a messenger RNA of Trematomus bernacchii (emerald rockcod), 8882 nucleotides long. It is a transcript of the gene arid1aa, whose product is annotated as AT rich interactive domain 1Aa (SWI-like). Gene Ontology annotation, cellular component: brahma complex; nBAF complex; nucleoplasm. Gene Ontology annotation, biological process: positive regulation of DNA-templated transcription; regulation of transcription by RNA polymerase II; chromatin remodeling. The record is from RefSeq and is a predicted model, not a curated record. The transcript is spliced from 20 exons. Bases 296 to 7603 code for a protein of 2435 amino acids. Lineage: Eukaryota; Metazoa; Chordata; Actinopteri; Perciformes; Nototheniidae. Gene Ontology annotation, molecular function: DNA binding; nucleosome binding.